AUGGACCGACCGACGGAAAGGGUAGGAGGAGGAGUUUUACUCAUGGGAGCUGACCAUCACAAGCAGAGGCAGGGUAUAAAAAUUGCCACCCUGAAAGUAAAAGGCGGAGAAGCAACUGUCAAAUUUGGCAACGGAGAGACCAUCCUGGUUGAGCUAUACCGCAGCCCUAAUGCAGAAACAUGGGAAGACGAUCAGCUUCUUGCCUUCCCAGAGGAGGUUACAGCGAAGGGUCGCAAACUCCUGAUUUUAGAAGAAUUCAAUGCGCCAAAGAAGGGCUAG
Messenger RNA from Echinostoma caproni, 279 nucleotides. The record is from the annotation of a GenBank genome assembly. Lineage: Eukaryota; Metazoa; Platyhelminthes; Trematoda; Plagiorchiida; Echinostomatidae.